Molecule: messenger RNA, 863 nt
Organism: Pantherophis guttatus
Lineage: Eukaryota; Metazoa; Chordata; Lepidosauria; Squamata; Colubridae
Source: RefSeq, a predicted model, not a curated record
UUGGGGGUGGGGAGGGAGGAAGGCAGGAAGGAAGGCAGACGGCGUUCGCAGCGGCCUCUCAAUUACUAUCACCCUAGUCACGUGUUCGCCUUAUCUAUGCGAAUUUACCACUCAAUUAGAUACUAUCCUGACCAUAGUAGUCUUGACUACAAUGAAGGUGAAAAUCAAGAGCUGGCAUGGAGUUGCUUCCUGGCUCUGGGUUGCUAAUGAUGAGAACUGUGGCAUUUGUCGAAUGGCUUUUAAUGGAUGCUGUCCUGACUGUAAGGUGCCUGGAGAUGAUUGUCCUCUUGUGUGGGGACAGUGUUCACACUGUUUCCACAUGCACUGCAUACUGAAGUGGCUUAAUUCUCAACAAGUUCAACAGCACUGUCCAAUGUGCCGACAGGAAUGGAAGUUCAAAGAGUGACUCUGGCAAGAUUUCUCCCCCAGCUUCUUUUGGAUCUAGUAAUUUGCCAGAAUUACUAAUAUCAAUCAAGAAUCAAGGAGAAGAAAAUUGUUAUUAUAUAUUACAGUAUUUUCUCAAUGCCACCAUCCUACAUACAAUGGCCCAAUGUAUGGUACCACACCAGCUGAGCUCUCAAAAUCUAUAAAAUGCAAGGAAAGUGAUGACUAUGUUGGUAUGAAGGCAACAAGUAAGCAAACCUCCAGUUUCAAUUUUAGUAGUUGAUUGAAAUGAAAUAGGAUUAUUUGUGUAAAAUAGGUGUCUCAGUUGUAUUUUUAUUAAGACUAUUGUUUUAAAUGGUGUUGUAAAAUGUGUACUUUCAACUUCAGUGUAAAACACCCAAAUCUCACUUUUUUUGUAAUGUGUAUUACUGAUGCCUUGCUUAAGUAUACAAAUAAAAAUUAUUGACUUCUUGACUGUA